Molecule: messenger RNA, 625 nt
Organism: Chara braunii
Lineage: Eukaryota; Viridiplantae; Streptophyta; Charophyceae; Charales; Characeae
Source: the annotation of a GenBank genome assembly
GGGGCAGUCCAGCCACGUCAGGCACUCCCCGCUCAACAGGCGGGGGGUUCAAGCGCGAUGAUAACACCGCCCUUGCAAAAGAAAGUGGACGCAGGCGGCAGUCGGACGGCGGCGGGAGAUCAUCACACCUCUGCAGACGGAGUCGCGAAAGGUGUGGUAGAGGGAAGGGUCGGUGACGUGCGCCGCGAAGAUGGUAAAAGAGAUGAACGACAGGAAGGCGAUGAUGCUGACGACCGACCCCUUGCUAGCACGCGGAAAAGAACUGCAAAGGAGGUUAAUCUGGAGGAGAGGUCGAAGUUGUGGGUUGAUUGCAACGCUUUUUGGGGUCAAGGCCCCGAAAAACCGUUGAGGGAGGCAAUUGGCGACUGCGCCGAUUACUUCAUCGCCAUCACCAAUGGAGACGCAGGAGCCGAACCACUGUCCAUGCUCAUCAUGCCGCCGAACGAUGUGCCACUCUUCAAAAUCGAUGAUCCGGCGCAGCAUGAACCGGCUUUGCGCAGAGUGCGCAUGGUGGAGAAACUGGUAAUGCGCACCAUCCACGGGUGAAUCUUCAAAUCGUCGUUGAGGUCGAAUGGCUUCGCUCGUGCAGAGUCGUACAUCACCGUCGGCUACGCUACCGACGUCG